Molecule: messenger RNA, 3076 nt
Organism: Corticium candelabrum
Lineage: Eukaryota; Metazoa; Porifera; Homoscleromorpha; Homosclerophorida; Plakinidae
Product: KAT8 regulatory NSL complex subunit 1-like
Exons: 7
Coding region: 288-2915 (875 amino acids)
Cellular component (GO): NSL complex
Molecular function (GO): histone acetyltransferase binding
Source: RefSeq, a predicted model, not a curated record
GGUUGCGUUGUGGACUUGCUUGGCGUGUAGAAUACGAGGACGGUAACGCCCAGUCAGCAACGUGGGUAACGUCUCCUCAGAGAGCAUCAGAAAGAGAGUCAGGGACAUCCUUCUCACCUUUUCGCAUCAUCCACGCUCACAGUACGACUGUGUGUCACGUGCUACAGACCGCUCACAAGCCCGCGUGUCGAACGGUGGAUCAGAGAGUGCGAGAGAGAGCUGGUCGUGCGUCGAACUGGCCCAACACUAGUCUGGCCAUCGCGUGAAAUUGCCGUUUCGUUCAUUGUAUGUUCGCUGCGGCUACUGUCGGGAUAUGUUUGGUUGGUCAGUGGUGUAUGGCCGCCUCUAGAAUGCCUCCAGCGUUAGCAUCCGACUCCGAGUCGUCUUCCAAUAAGGUCGCCUCGCCUACAGCCGCAUCUAGUCAUCCGUCAGCGAGCAAAAUGGAGGAAGGUUGCGUUCCUGUGAAUUGCACGGAGCGCGAGGAGGAGAUUGGUCGGCACUGUUGCUACAGCCCUGUCUCUCCGCCUGGCGGGAACGCUCCCGAUAGGCCGUCGUGUUCUCCCGUGGGAGCAACAAGAGAGCAACAGACAGGAUCUUGCCAUUCAUCAGGCGAGUCUAUGACUUCCGGUCUGGAUGAAACGGCGCUAGAAACGAGUUCCCCACGCCUAGAAAAGAAACGAACUACACUCGUGCACGGGCCUACUCAUCACGAACAAGUGCAUCGAAUCGAGAGAAGUCUAGAAGCCGUGCAGCGGCGUCAAUUCUCGCUCAAAAAGCGAUUCGUCGCGUUUCGCAGACACCUCGCAUCCAAACGACGAGCACUCGUCGAAGACAACGUACGGAGAAAGGUAGACACGCUAAUACCGAGUGAAACGUGCAGCAAAACGAGCGCGGACACGUCGCCGUCGGCGAUUCCUCACAAAGUCUCGACUCUAGAGCCGCCAAAACGACAGGAACCGCACGCCAAAUCGACGGAAAGGCCUCGACGCGACGUCAACCGACGUCUCGAGCGAUUUCUCGACGAGCGACGACCGCUGGGAUGCGAGAACGUUUGCGGGGAGGCGUCGCGUGACGACAUGGCGGCAACUCUGGGAUCAUGGUCGCUGAGGAUGCGACGCAUGGAGCGGGACGACGACGAGGAGGCGACGGAGAGCGAAACGAGCGCGAGCGACGUCGAUUCGGAGGAGGAAACGGAGCCGUGGAGCGAAUCGAAAGAGAAAACGUCGAUGAGAGAAAGACACAAAGAAAUCUGGACAGAGUGGCGACGUGACUGUGCAGCACUCUCAUCUCGAUGGCACUGGCUCCAGCAAAGAAUAACAGACUUGGAACAAUCGAUUCGACGUCAAACGGACGUGUGCGAGACCAUAAGAUCUACAAAGCAGCACUUCAGACACGAAGACGUCGGGAAGCACACGCCGCCACUCAUAGACACAAAACCUCCAGCGGAAACGAAAGACUGCUUGUUGUAUCUCUUCGUUCCGUCUGAUGGCUGGUUGUCUAACUCACACCAGAAGAAUGGACUUUUGUUGAAGUUGAGUAAUAAUAAGUUGAAUUCGAGUGAUGACGAUUGUGGUGCGGCGCGGACUCGGGCGCUCGUGCGUCAGGCGUGUAGGAGAGUCGUGCGGCGUGAGGGUGAUGGGUGGGGGAGACGUGGUGGUGUUGUGGAGAGGGAUGAUAUUGUACAUUGUGAUUCGUCGUUUCAUCACAAACUCAGUGUAAAUACAGAUAUUCCUAUUCCUUUGUUACUGGAAAGUUCACUAAGACAAGACAGAUGGCGACAAACAGAGAGAAAGCGAAAGUCGUCGACACAGCAAUCAAACGAUAAGAAAAAGACGUCAAUGCUAAAUAGUGCGUCAAUGUCCGGGUUAUCAGAAAAACUAACAAUGAGAGAUCGUUCGGUGUCAGCGCCGUCUACUCCACGCCCACGCUCAAACUCAGUGGUGCACGACAGCAGACUUUGUAGAACGGAAAUUAAGAAGAGAUACAGUGCAGAUGAUGGUUUGUCAACGUCGCUGCCUGCCAGUUCGUUGAGUAACUUGUUGAAGCAGCAGAGAAGGCGGCCGAUGUCGAGCGCUUACGACAUCAAUAACAUCAUCAUUCCCAACUCGUUUGCAUCGACAACGCGCGUGGAACGUCUACAGUAUAAGGACAUUGUAACGCCCAAGUGGAGGGACGUGAGUCGAGACGAAGACGUAAAGAAAAAUCAUCAAAUGAAAGGCACAAACGGUGUCUCCGUCUCUCCUCUCACACCCGAAAUCGAAGACGUCAGUGACGAGGCAUUCACCCAACGACACGCAGUAGCCGAACAAGCCGAACGAAAACGAUUCAUGGCAUGGAACAAGAUGGGAACAGCACUAACACGCCACAACACGACGUCCAGCAGCACGUCCAUGUCACCGACUACGCCCAUCACGCCAUCGACUCCCGACGACGACGAACACCAACCGACAACGACAUACGCACGUCGAGUCUUCCGUCGUCUAUCGUCGACGUAUGAUCGUUGGCAGGACAUGCUGCGAGAAGCCGAGGUGAGCAUCGUGCCACUCUUUCCCAUACGAACGUUUCCACUCUCCGACGACGUAUACAAGAAGAUGAUCGCUGAAGGCCGGAUGCCCGUCGAACAUUCAUUCAUCCCAUCAAGUUUGAUAUCAACUCGUGCAAAGAUGUAUAACUCAAGCGGCGAGAACACGAGAGGCGGGACGAGCGUGAAGCGUCGCGAAUCGAUGUCACCGACACACUGGGAUUCCGAAGAGAGUUACGCGCCCUCUCCUCUCUCGGUCGCCGAUCUGAGCGACACCGAAGCCGAGCAGAAUCAGUGGGCGGUCGUGUCUCUGAGUGAGAAGCCGCAAGAGGCGGCGACCGGCGCCGACGACUCGAGUAAUUGUUCGAUUGUUAUCAAACUGACUAAGCGGUGACUCUGUAGUUGAUGUGUGCGUGUAUGAUGCGUGUGUGGCUCGUAGUUGGUUUUGUUGACCCAAGUCCUCGUUUGUUUCGAGAGGCUCUUGUGGCUGCUGUACAGUACGUAGUGGCUUAUUGUCUGCUGUUCAUCAAAUUAUAGGUUUUGCAGCAAUGAGAA